GACCUCGUUGACCUCCGGCCGAUCCCAGCGCCAGCUGACCUUUGGCCUCGGCACUAUCUCAGCUCCUCACAAACAGACACACAUGUACGGGCCGCAGGACGUACGUCCUCCAUUGUUCCGCGACCUUGGGCCAGUUUGAAGGACAUUACUCCGGACAAUUCUGAAGCCAGGUACGAGGGGAGCUACAGGAACGUCUUACCGAAACCUUCGUCUUGAUUCUGUUCUUUAAGAAGCCAGGACUGUGAAAGAAAGUUGGCAAAAUGGCCGUCUGGUGCUACAAACUGUUCUGGCUCGUGUGUCUGGUCUCCAUGGCGAUGACCUCUGCGGAGGUCGCCUGCGGAGGCCACGGCGUCUGCGACUGUUUGGACGAUCACACCGUGGACUGCCGCUACAAGGACCUGGAGGAAUUCCCGUCGGAAAUUCCCGCCGAAACCGUAACGCUCCACGUCGAGGGCAACUUCAUCACCGAGCUCCGCGCCAACGACCUUGCCGGGCUCGCUGACCUUGAGAAGCUCAACCUGCACUUCAACAGCAUCAACGACAUUGAGGACGAGUCCUUCGGCGACCUUGGGAACCUGGAGCAGCUGGCGCUGGACUAUAACAUGGUAACCGUGGUAACCACCAGCACGUUUGCGGGGCUGGACAAGCUGACGCACCUGUCACUCAUCCAGAACAACAUCAGCAGCAUCGAGGACGGCAGCUUCCAGCCGCUAUCCAGCCUCAGGGUGCUGGAUCUCAGCUUCAACAAGAUCCCAGCUGCAGGAGUUUCUGCGGUGCUGAGUGGUUUGGAGGAGAGUCUGCGGGAACUGGGGCUGCGGUACAACAUGCUGCAGGAAGUCCCUGCAGCCCUGGGCCUGCUGCAGAACCUGCAGACCCUCAACCUGGCCGGGAACAACAUCAGCUCCAUCAGACCCAUCCAGAACAUGACCUCCCUGCUGACCCUCGACCUCAGCAACAACAGGGUCAUGCACCUUGACCCCAGCAUGUUCCAGAACAUGGAAAGCCUGGAAGUGCUGUCGCUGGCGUAUAACCGUAUGGGUCUGAUCGAGGAGGGCGUGUUCUGGAACCUGACGGAGCUGCGUAGCCUGGACCUGCAGGGGAACAACGUGCAGCGGCUGCACCGCGGGAUGUUCUCCAACGUGGCCACCAACUCCUCCCGCCUCCGCCUGCACCUCCGCAGGAUGAACCUCCGCACCAUCGACAAGUUCUGCUUCCAGGACGUCGGAAACCCAGAUGCUAAGAUCCAGAUCGAUCUGCGGAACAACCGUCUGAAGCUGCUGCCCCCCGGCCUGUGCCGCAGCCUGCCGGAGGGACAGCUGAGCUUCAAGCUGGCGGGGAACCCGUGGCACUGCGACUGUCGGAUGGAGCGCGUCCCGGAGCUGUGCCCCACGGCCGUCACCUCGCGGAUACGCUGCGCCCAGCCCGACGCGCUCAACCGGAGGCUGCUCGGCUCGCUCGAAGCCGACGAUCUCGUGUGUGAGACGACCGGGGAGCCAGAGGACGGGGAGGCGGAUUCUGUGGAGUAAUCGACUCGACCAGCUUUCAGAAAAAAAUCAGUUACUUAAACAACUUGAUAGAUUUUGCGAACUGUCAGAUAUUUUGAGUAGCAUUCACAAUCACUCACAAUGCUGUUUCUGUGGAAUAAUUGACUGGCUUGCACAAAAAAGAUAGUUACUCAAACAACUGGUGGAGAGAUUUUGAGAACUGUCAGAUGCUUUGAGUAGCAUCCACAAUCACUGACGAUGCUGUUUUCAUGGAGUAAUCGACCGGCUUGCACAAAAAAAUCAGUUACUCAAACAACUGGAGAGAUUUUGACAGAUGUUUUUCUGUAGAAUCCACAGUGGACAAAAAGUAGUGGAUGCUACUUGAAACGUCAGACAGUUUUCAAAACAUGAUCUGGUGGCUUGAGUGCGAGCGGACGGCACAGCCAGAGGAUGGCAACACAGAUUCCGUGGAACAAUCGAUCAUUGCCAAUAAAAAACAAAAAAGCAACUGGAUAGGUUGUUAGAUGUUCCGAGUAGCAUCCACAAUCACUGACAAUUGACAGAAAACUCAAGUCAAGGUUUAAGAAUUACUGGAUUGAUCCUGAUUCUAUGAAGUUGAAGGAGAUGGUGGCUGUGAUGAUUUUGUUUUAAAUGGGCCGAGCUUUUUCUGUACUUGGAAAAAUGAGUGGAAAUAAUCUGUAUCAGAUUCUGUGUUUAGGUGACUUGUGGUGAAACACACCAGCUUUGCAGGCAAGCAGGCAUGGGGUCAGGGAGGUAUUAUCUUUAGUACUGGUAUUAUGAUAUCUCAAGCUGUCUAAUAAAGUAGAUCGAACAUAGUUCAAGUAGCACCCACUACUUUUUGUCAUCAUAGUUCAAUAGCAGAACAAGUUGUUGAUACGUUGAUAUAAAUUUGUUAAGAUCACAAGGAAAAUUCAAAAUGACAUCGGAAGGAAAAUCUUAUAACAUGGAAGGAAUAUUGCAGGCUUGAAUUGUGGCAGCUGAAAGGAGACUGGUUUGAAAAAAUUCAUUUUGUGUACAAUGUAUUAAGCUUGAAAUAGAAGAGAAAUUCAGUUCUUAUGACUGUUAUUAUGAGUUUGUACCAGUAAUCAUAGAUAUGAGACUAAGUAGUAUGUAUAAGAAGCAAAACUUUCUAAAAUCUUCACUAGAACAGAAAGACUGUGCAUAAUAAUACAACAGGAGACUUUUAAGCACCAAAACUGAACUGACAAUACAUGUAAACACCUGUAGAGGUUCAUACAUGUUCAACAUAUUAAACAUGUCUAAGUGUGCAAAAGUAGGCAAUAAACUGAUAUCCAGCAUUGAUUCAAACGUCACUGCAGACACUGAGACUGUUCAUCUGUGUGUUUCUAUACUGAAGUUUAUAUAUGUUCU
This is a messenger RNA of Branchiostoma belcheri (Belcher's lancelet), 2876 nucleotides long. Its product is annotated as SLIT and NTRK-like protein 6. The transcript is spliced from 5 exons. Gene Ontology annotation, molecular function: protein binding. Gene Ontology annotation, cellular component: plasma membrane. The record is from RefSeq and is a predicted model, not a curated record. The coding region runs from base 261 to 1526 and encodes 421 amino acids. Lineage: Eukaryota; Metazoa; Chordata; Leptocardii; Amphioxiformes; Branchiostomatidae.